CAAUCUCUCUUCUGCUCAAACCACCUCUAAUCCACCGUUUCCCAUCGAUACGCUACGAACCGCUCCCCUCUUCUCUCCAUAUCCACGCCCAACAAUGUCCCACGGUCAGCAUCUCCCCUCCCCCGCGCCUACGCCGUUUCCAGGUGCGCCACCGGAUGACCCCACCAUCCGCGCGACACUCGAGAAGGAGCUCCAGCGCCUCGCGCAAGACCUAUAUGAGAUGGAGGUGUGCGCUGGCGAGGUCGUCGCGGGGAUGGAGGGACAGGUUGCCGAGCGUCUCGAAAAGGUCAACAGGGCGCUCGUCGAGCUCACACGCCUCGCACCACAGGUCACGGAUUCUGUGCCAAAGCAGGUCAUCGAAAACGUUGACAAAGCGAGGAAUCCGCACCAGUACACCAAGACGUCGUUGAGCCGCGCGACAGGCGAGAACCAGUACGCGCUGGGAAGGCUAUUGGGCCUCGAGUCUUUCCGGCGGCAGCUCGAAUCUGGGCUUUCCGACGCAUUCCCCGACCUCCCCCUGCCGGAGCGCAGGCACAAGCCGGUCGGCGUCGAGAAUGGCGAGGGUGGGUUUGGAGAUGGUGCUGGCACAGACGGAGAGGGGUCGCGGGGUGGGGCGGGGGAGAAACGGGAGGCGGGGACGAGAGGUGGCAGCGAGGCCGUCAGUUCCAAGCUCGAGGAGGGUGAUGGCGAGUCCCGAGGGCUUGAGGAUGGCAGCGGGGCCGGAAGACCUGGAGAAGGGCAGGGGGCGGCGGCGGCGCAGCGAGCGGAAUCAGAGGUUAAGACGGAGGACUUGGCGGGCGUCUCGUUCGGAACGGAGACGGACGUAGCGAUAGGAGAGGAUGGGUUCGCGGGACGAAGGGAGAUGGACACUCGGGCUGGAGCUGAACUAGGAGAGAGCGACGCGAACGGUGACAGCAAGCCGGCGGUGUAGCAAGCCGGCACUAUGUAGCAGCACAACCGAAGAUAAUCAAGCUCGACACAGCCCGACCCGCACGCCUCAAGCCCACAACUGUACUUCCGACAUGUAUCAUUGUAAUUGCUUCCUACGGUUACUCCUUCCGACGGCGACGGGAACGGCAACGGCUAGAGCGGGGCGAGCUUGUGCCCAGCCUCCCAGAAGAGGCUGAUGCAGCUAAGGCUACCGGUGAACCAAGCUACGGUACGGGCGAGACCAGCGGCGUCUGGUG
Cutaneotrichosporon oleaginosum is the source of this 1187-nucleotide messenger RNA. RefSeq lists its product as uncharacterized. The record is from RefSeq and is a predicted model, not a curated record. Gene Ontology annotation, molecular function: transcription coregulator activity. Lineage: Eukaryota; Fungi; Basidiomycota; Tremellomycetes; Trichosporonales; Trichosporonaceae. Gene Ontology annotation, cellular component: mediator complex. Gene Ontology annotation, biological process: regulation of transcription by RNA polymerase II.